Molecule: messenger RNA, 3453 nt
Organism: Pelobates fuscus (common spadefoot toad)
Lineage: Eukaryota; Metazoa; Chordata; Amphibia; Anura; Pelobatidae
Gene: DDR2
Product: discoidin domain receptor tyrosine kinase 2
Exons: 17
Coding region: 349-2976 (875 amino acids)
Biological process (GO): positive regulation of phosphatidylinositol 3-kinase/protein kinase B signal transduction; positive regulation of kinase activity; cell surface receptor protein tyrosine kinase signaling pathway
Cellular component (GO): plasma membrane; signaling receptor complex
Molecular function (GO): protein tyrosine kinase collagen receptor activity; collagen binding; ATP binding
Source: RefSeq, a predicted model, not a curated record
ACAUGUCUGACAGGGGCCAGUGUGACUGGGAGAUCCAUUUUCUGCAGUAAUUGGAAGCAGAUGUGGGACAGGAUUCAUGCUGGCUUCUCUGACAGACUCGCUUUCCUAUGUAGAGAAUCCGUGCUGUACCUCCCUUUCCUAUUCAGUCCCUUUCUAAGAAGAAAUGAUCCACAAACUGGCCAAUAGCUGCCAGUAAGAAUGACAGAAAUGAGGAGAGAGACUGACCGUUUACAACUGCACAGCCUCGGGACGUUUAGAACUAUGUAACUACAUACCGUCUGCGGCAGUCCAGUUACUGAGAUGUGGAAUCUAUAGACGCAGGAACAAAGCAGCGAUAACUGGGGUUAUAUGCGACAUAAAUAUUUGGGAGAACUUGAUUCUUCAGGUAAAAGAAAGAUGAUAAAGAAAAGACAAGUUCUAUUCAUCCUAUACGUGUUCCUGCAAAUCUUGAGUUCUGUGGAGUCGCAGGUCAAUCCAGCUGUCUGCCGUUACCCUCUGGGCAUGUCUGGAGGCCAGAUUCUUGAUGAAGAUAUUACAGCGUCAAGCCAGUGGUCGGAAUCUACAGCCGCCAAAUAUGGAAGGUUGGAUUCAGAGGAUGGGGACGGAGCUUGGUGUCCAGAAUUACCGGUCGAUCCAGCAGAGCUCACUGAAUUCCUCCAGAUCGAUUUACGUGUUCUUCAUUUCAUAACAUUAGUUGGUGUUCAGGGUCGCCACGCUGAAGGCCAUGGUAAUGAAUAUGCCCAGAUGUUUAAAAUCAACUACAGUCGUGAUGGCACUCGUUGGAUCUCCUGGAGGAAUCGACAUGGAAGACAGGUACUUGAUGGAAAUGUGAACGCAUAUGACAUUGUUUUAAAGGAUCUAGAACCCCCAAUUAUUGCCAGAUUUCUCCGCUUCAUCCCAGUGACUGACCACCCUAUGAAUGUUUGUCUAAGAGUAGAGCUGUAUGGCUGCGUAUGGCUAGAUGGACUCGUAUCCUACAAUGCUCCAUCAGGACAGCAGUUCAUUCUACCUGAGGGUCAGACCAUCUACUUGAAUGACACAAUAUACGACGGGGCUGUUGGUUACAGCAUGACAGAAGGCCUCGGGCAGCUAACAGAUGGUGUCUCCGGACUCGAUGACUUCAGUUUGACCCAUGAGUACCAUAUGUGGCCUGGAUAUGAUUAUGUUGGUUGGAGUAAUGAAAGCUUCACAAAUGGUUAUGUGGAGAUCAUGUUUGAAUUCGAUCGGAUAAGAAAUUUCACCACCAUGAAGGUUCAUUGUAACAAUAUGUUUUCCAAGAAUGUGAAGAUGUUCAAGGAGGUGCAAUGUUUCUUUCGCUCUGAGGCCAACGAGUGGGAAACCAAUUCGGUUUAUUCCGUUUUAGUGUUGGAUGACACAAACCCCAGUGCUCGAUAUGUCACGGUACAACUCAACAAUCGCAUGGCAAGGGCCAUCAAAUGCCAUUAUUACUUCGCUGAUUUUUGGAUGAUGUUUAGUGAAAUCACCUUCCAGUCUGAUGCUGCAAUGUACAACAAUUCAUUGAGCCCACCACAGUCAGCAAGUGUUCCUACCACGUAUGAUCCAACACUGAAGGUAGAUGACAGCAAUACCCGCAUUCUGAUUGGCUGCUUAGUUGCAAUAAUUUUUAUUCUUGUGGCAAUUAUCGUUAUAAUACUCUGGCGACAGUUUUGGCAAAAGAUGCUUGAAAAGGCAUCCCGACGGAUGUUGGAUGAAGAGCUGACGGUUAGCCUCUCAAUCCCGAGUGAUUCCAGCAUGUACAAUAACAACCGCCGCCAUGAUUCGGUCUCAGCCAGUGAGCAGGAGUCUAACUCCACCUAUGAUAGGAUAUUCCCACUGGGACCAGAUUACCAGGAGCCGAUGCGGCUAGUACGGAAGUUACCGGAGUUCAAGGUCCAAGCACUGGGAGAAGAGGAAACCGAACUUAGUUGUGUUGGAAAAAACCUUUUGGGUGCUGGUGCAGAUAGCGUGCCACAUUACGCGGAGGCAGAUAUAGUGAAUUUACAAGGAGUGACCGGUGGAAACACAUACUCCGUCCCGGCCAUAACGAUGGACCUCCUGACUGGUAAAGAGGUGGCUGUUGAAGAGUUUCCAAGAAAUCAUCUAACCUUCAAAGAGAAACUGGGGGAAGGUCAGUUUGGAGAGGUGCACCUCUGUGAGGCUGAAGGAGUGGAAGAAUUCCUGGACAAAGACUUAAUUCUAGACGCUACCGCUAGCCAGUCCACCUUAGUGGCUGUGAAAAUGCUGAGAGCCGAUGCCAAUAAGAAUGCCAGGAAUGAUUUUCUGAAAGAAAUUAAAAUAAUGUCCAGAUUAAAGGAUCCCAAUAUCAUCCGACUCCUGGCAGUGUGUAUAGCCGAGGACCCGCUCUGCAUGAUUACAGAAUAUAUGGAGAAUGGGGACCUCAACCAGUUCCUAUCACGCCACCAGCCAGAAGGUGGCACUGCUGUGAUCAGUUACAAUGACCUUAGGCACAUGGCUGCACAGAUUGCUUCUGGGAUGAGAUAUCUUUCAUUACUUAACUUCGUACACAGAGAUCUCGCCACUAGAAAUUGCUUGGUGGGAAGAAAUUACACCAUUAAAAUCGCUGACUUUGGCAUGAGUCGAAACCUCUAUAGUGGUGACUAUUACCGGAUCCAGGGCCGCGCUGUGCUCCCCAUUCGAUGGAUGUCCUGGGAGAGCAUCUUAUUGGGUAAAUUCACCACGGCUAGCGAUGUGUGGGCCUUCGCAGUAACUUUGUGGGAAACAUUCACUUUCUGCCGGGAACAGCCGUACAGUGAGAUGUCAGAUGAACUGGUGAUUGAAAACACAGGAGAGUUUUUCAGGGAUAAAGGCAAACAGGUUUACCUUCCUCAGCCUGACAUCUGCCCAGACAUGGUGUACAAGCUGAUGCUGAGCUGCUGGAGACGAGAAACCAAAGAUCGCCCUAGCUUCCAAGAGAUCUACGAACGUUUGCAGCCGGAGGCCGUAAUAGAGGAAUGAGCCCUCUUAAUAUGCAUGCCUAAUAGUCGAUAAUCUCAAUUUAAAAAGCUGGACAGUAUUUCUCAAGAUUUGGGCUUAUCAACAUAAAAUACAGACUAUAGAGACUGUUUACUUGUGUGAAUGGCAAUUGUAAUACAUACCCAAUAAGUAAUUCCAGCUAUUGUGACUUUGUUGUUAAAUUAAUGGCAAUCUAGCUGUACUUUGAUGUGCAGGUCUAGAAUGUUUAACCCUUCCAUGAAAUUGAGGCAUAAAGGAAAGUAAGCAUCAUAUCCUUUAUUUUCUCAUAUGCCAAUGGACUCACUUUCUCGUUCACCUUUGGGAUAGGACUUUGUCCAGGAAGACACCGCAACUAGAAACAUGAUAUUAAUGGGGGUCCAGGAUAAAACCGUGUGGUCGCCUUAAAUUGCAUUGCUUCAUCAUAUUUUUUAAAAUAACUGUUUUACGAAGGUGUGCACCAAAGAUUAGCACAAUUCCAAA